Molecule: messenger RNA, 528 nt
Organism: Penicillium psychrosexuale
Lineage: Eukaryota; Fungi; Ascomycota; Eurotiomycetes; Eurotiales; Aspergillaceae
Product: MARVEL domain-containing protein
Exons: 4
Coding region: 1-528 (175 amino acids)
Cellular component (GO): membrane
Source: RefSeq, a predicted model, not a curated record
AUGUUCUUCUCAACAAACAUCGCUCGUCCACUGCAACUGGCCACUACCGCCAUGCGGUGGAGUAGCGCUGUCAUUGUCAUGGGCCUGACCUCGUUCUUCAUCAACCGCGGUCCCCGUGGUCAGCACACUAUCUACCAAGAAGUCAUUGCUGUCCUCUCAGUCGUCUUCUUCCUCCCGGCUUUCAUCUCGCCAUUCCUACCCUCGUUGAGCAGAUUCGUGCUCGCUAUCGACGUCGUGUUCUCCUACCUCUGGUUGACUGCCUUUAUCUUCUCCGCACAAGACUACAGUACGAGACGGUGCUACUUUGCUAUUCCCGCGGGUCUCAACUGCAAUAGCAAGAGAGCCAAUGAAGCUUUCAUCUUCCUAGCUUUUAUCUUCACCUUCUUUGGAAUUUUCCUUGAAACCGCCGCUCUAUGGGCCUAUCGCAGGGAAAACACCGAACGCAGCUAUGAGGAUAAAGUCCAUAUUGAGACCCGUCCACCUCUUGAUGCGCCUGCAGUCCCUGCAGUUCCUGCUGGAACUGUCUAA